CCGGCUCCGGGCCCGCCGCGCUGCGCGGGGCGCGGCCGCUCCGGCCCGGGGCCGCUCCGCCGCCGUGGGGCUGAGCACGGCAGAUGCGCCGAGUCCACCCGAAAGCACCGUGGGUGAGAGCUGCCGGGCCGGUGGCCGCCUGACGAAGGCAGUGCAGCACCAUGCCCGCGGCACCGCGGGUCCUCCUCCCCUCGGGGACCAUGUGGCUGCUGCUGCAGAGCCUCCUCCUCCUGGCCUCCUGCCUCCGCUCAGCCACAGCCUUCCCUAAGGGCUGCUACCCCUCGGAAGAGGAGGGGCUGAAGACCUUCCGCUGCAGCAACGCUCGCCUGACCGAGGUCCCCAGGGACAUUCCCAACGACACCAACAAGCUCUACCUGGACUCCAACCGGAUCCCUUUCCUGCCCCGCGACGCCUUCCAGGACCUGCCGCUCCUGCUGGAGCUGGAUCUGUCCAACAACGCCAUCGCCGGCGUCGAGACCGGGGCUUUCCGGGGCCUGGCAGACCACCUGCACUCUCUGGAUUUGUCUUCUAACAGGUUGGUGUCGGUCAGCAAGGACGCCUUUAGCAACUUGAAAGCCAAGGUCAACCUCUCCAACAACCCCUGGCUGUGCGACUGUCGGCUGCAGGAGCUGAUCCGCACGGUGGAUCUGGUGGCGGGUUCCUCGGGUGGCAUCGUCUGUGACACCUCCACGCAGGAGGAGCACGUGGGCAAAGCCUUCCUGCAGGUCAUCGCCGACACGGACUUGUGCAACGUGUACAAAAAGACCACGGACAUUGCCAUGCUGGUCACCAUGUUCGGCUGGUUCGCCAUGGUGAUCUCUUACCUGGUCUACUACGUGCGGCAGAACCAAGAGGACGCCCGGCGGCACCUGGAGUACCUCAAAUCCCUGCCCAGCAAGCAGCGGAGAUCGGAGGAGUCGUCCACCAUCAGCACCGUGGUGUGAGGCACCCGCGGCCCGCAGGGUGGGUGGCUCUGCCCAGGAACAGCGGCGGAUUUGGUCUGUUCUCCUCGGGGAAGCGGCGCUGUGGCUGGUGAGGUGGUUCCUGGCAGUGGGCACAGAGCAGAUGUGGCAGCCACAGCCUCACAAAGGACUGGAGAGACCCCCUCAGCACCCCCCGGCACGCGGCCGAUGGUCCUCCCGCCCUGGACUUUCAGACUCGGUUUAAAACUUUUCAGUUUCCUUUGCAGAGAUCCCUUGGGGCAUCAAGGAAAUCAGUGGGUUAAUCCCUCCCCAGUUUACCCUCAGCUGCCUGGGGGAUGUUCCUGGCAGUGCCGGGCAGCCUGGGCCUGGCUCCCUGCCUGGGUGGGCAGCGCUGGGCUGUGGGGAGGAGCGGUACAGCCACGAGGCCAGUGCCCUGCAGGGUCACUGGCCUCCCAGAGGGUCAUGGGCUGUGACUGCAGCUUGGUGAGACCAAAGGAUGGGCCAGGAGAUGGGGACACGAUAGUUGGGAAAGGCAAGAGGCAGGUCCAGGCGUGCCCUUCUCCGGCUCCUGUGCCAGGUGACGCUGCCCUGUCUCCUGUCUCAGCCCUUGCUGCCCCCCGCUCAUCUCCUGGCACCCCUAGGCCAGGUGGAGCGAGGAGCAAGGGAGCUGGGCUGGGAGUGGGGUGGCUGGCAGGACCCUCAGCACCUUCCCCCUCAGGGCAGCGAGUUUUUAGAAGCAGCAAAUAGCAAAUGGGCUGCCCUGGGGCUGAGCCCCUGGGGACCAGCACAGCACAUGGGUACCAAUGGAGGGGAACCAGCCCUGCUGGGAUGUCAGGGGGAGUGGGUUUCCUCUUGAUGCUCCCCUGGGAUCCCAUGGGUGGGUGUUUGCAGGCGGGUGGCACCUGGGACCAGCCCUUUCUGACCUGGAGGAGAGCUCCCACCUGUCUCAAGGACUGACAAGCUGCCGACCGGUCACUGUGACAGCAAAUGGGGAUAGAGGGAGCCACCACAGCUCCUCAGCCUUCUUCCCACUCCCACGCCACUGUCAGGAGCCUGAAUCUCCCCUAAAAUACCCUAACGUACCUUCUUGACAUUUCUAGUAUUGGGCUGCAGGUUCCUGGUGUUAGUAGAUGGAGGUGAGGUAGGGGGGUGGGGGGUGUCAAGGAUGGGGGUCGGUGCCCACUUUUGGGCAUGCAGGGUCCAAACAGUGACCCAGAGCAAAGCCAGAGCAGCCCCAGUUGAGUCCCAGCCCCCGAGGGAGCUGGUUUGGCUGAUUUUGCCCUUUUUAAAAAACAACUGCAGCUAAAUUGCCUUAAUUCAUCAAGAGCACCAACCAAAGCUGCUUGAGCAUCCUCUGUGCCAGGCCAGACCAGGCUCCGGCCGCCCUGGCUCAGCGGGGGCUCGUUGCCAGGUCUGGCCUUAGACCCCGGUGUGGGCAGGAGCUGUGGGACGGAGCUGGCGGGAACGGUGCCCGUGCCCUACAACAAGUGCCUACCUUCCCAGCACAGCCCAGGGGCUUUGCCACGCACAAGAACCUCAGCUCCAACUCCUGGGCCCGCAGCCCCACGGCAGCUCCCCACACCAUCCAACUGGCUGCAGAGAAAAGGGGCCCCUGGGCCACUGCCAGUGGCUGCACCUCAGCCCCGGGUGCUGUUCCCUUGUGGGUGACCCCCACUCGCGCCCGCAGGGAUGCCUGGGACCAUCUGACCCCCCUGUGUGUUUUGUUCAAGGGACCUUUUACGUUCUUACUUUAUAUAACAAUAAAGUUGACUUUUACUUUA
Molecule: messenger RNA, 2704 nt
Organism: Colius striatus (speckled mousebird)
Lineage: Eukaryota; Metazoa; Chordata; Aves; Coliiformes; Coliidae
Gene: LRRC3C
Product: leucine rich repeat containing 3C
Exons: 2
Coding region: 162-944 (260 amino acids)
Molecular function (GO): protein binding
Source: RefSeq, a predicted model, not a curated record